Messenger RNA from Lathyrus sativus (Indian pea), 1962 nucleotides. NCBI's taxonomy places the organism in Eukaryota, Viridiplantae, Streptophyta, Magnoliopsida, Fabales, Fabaceae. The record is from the annotation of a GenBank genome assembly.
AUGGUUACCAAACUAAUAACAAAGAAUCCAACACUACAACUUCUUCUCAUCACUCUUACCUUAACCAUAACAAAAACCUCUGCAUCUGUCUUCAACAACGUUACCUGCACAAACACCAAAACAUUCUCACCAAACACCACUUUCCAUUCUAAUCUCAACACCCUUCUCUCUUCCCUCUCUUCCAACGUAAUCAACGAUGUUAGAUUCUUCAACACAACCUCAGGAAACGAUUCAAACAAAGUCUAUGGUCUCUACAUGUGUCGUGGCGAUGUUCCAUUCGCUUUAUGUAGAGAGUGUGUUGGUUUUGCAACGCUUAAAAUUCCUUCUUCAUGUCCUUCUUCAAAAGAAGCUGUUAUCUGGUACAACGAGUGUUUGUUAAGAUAUUCCUAUAGAUUCAUCUUCUCGAAAAUGGAAACAUGGCCUAGGUACAAGAUCGAGAUUCCAAUGGGGGACCCUGGUUUGUUACAGAGUAGAGGCUUUUAUGCUGGUUUGAGAUCUGUUUUGAAUGAACUUCCGAAACAAGCUGCGGUUUCUCUUUCUGGUUUUAACAAAUAUGCUGUUAAGCAAGAAAAUGCUUCUACUAGUGUGACGCUUUAUGGUCUUGCUCAGUGUACGCCGGACUUGUCGGCCGGGGAUUGUAGACGGUGUGUCGAGGCUGCGGUGGAGGAGUUUCCUAAGGCUUGUUGUGGUGGUAGCAUAGGUGAAACUGUUUUGUUUCCGAGUUGUUUUGUUAGGUAUGAGACUUAUCCGUUCUAUCAGCAUUCGGGAACUUCGGCAUCAAUAUCAGCUUCAGAUAAUGGAGGAAGAAAUAUUUCAACACAUGUGAUUGCUAUCAUUGUUGUUUUACUUGUCACUUUGGUGGCAAUUUCUUGCAUUGGCUGCUGUUUGUUAUGGAUAAAAUCGAAGAAGAGACGCAAGGCCAGUGUCCGUGAAAAUCUUGUGCUUGAAUUUAAUAACUCGGAGUCACUAGAAUUCGAUUUCGCUACAAUUGAAAUAGCAACAAACAUGUUUUGUGAAGAUAGCAAAAUAGGCAAAGGUGGAUAUGGACAAGUCUACAAGGGAAUUCUUCCUUGUGGACAAGAAAUAGCUGUGAAGAGACUGUCCAAAACUUCAGGUCAAGGAGCAGAAGAGUUCAAAAAUGAAGUCAUGUUAAUAGCCAAACUUCAACACAGAAAUUUGGUGAGAUUAAUUGGAUUUUGCCUUGAAGAACAAGAAAAGAUACUUAUCUAUGAAUAUGUGCCUAACAAAAGUCUUGACCACUUCCUUUUUGAUUCCAAGAAGCAAAAACCAUUAACUUGGCCCGAACGGUAUAGUAUCAUAAAAGGGAUUGCUCGAGGAAUUCUUUAUCUUCACGAAGAUUCUCGUCUCAAGAUUAUACAUCGUGAUAUUAAACCAAGCAAUGUUCUUCUAGAUAACAAUAUGAUUCCCAAGAUCUCUGAUUUUGGCAUGGCAAGGAUGGUAGAUAUAGAGCAAAUUCAAGGAUACACAAAUAGAGUUGUAGGCACAUACGGUUACAUGUCUCCAGAAUAUGCAAUGCACGGACAAUUUUCAGUGAAGUCCGAUGUUUUUAGUUUUGGAGUUAUGGUUCUCGAGAUUAUCAGCGGAAAAAAGAAUUCUUGUACAUUUGAAUCAUGUCGUAUUGACGAUCUCUUGAGUUAUGCUUGGAACCAAUGGAAAGGUGAAUCACCAUUUGAGAUGUUGGAUCCAAUAAUGCAAGAAUCUUAUGCUCCAAAUGAAGUAGAAAAGUGUGUGCAAAUUGGUUUAUUAUGUGUCCAAGAAAACCCAGAUGAUAGGCCUACAAUGGGAACAAUAGUUUCAUAUCUUAAUAAUGUCUCAAUCGAUAUGCCAUUUCCUAUGGAACCAGCAUUUUUCAUGCAUGGCAGAACAAGAAGAAAUUCAGCUGAACAUCAAUCAUAUUCAGAAUUUACACUAAAACAAUAUUGGAAUGAGCUGAUGGAGUAG